AUGACAAAGUUCACUACUCUUGCGAUCUUCAUCGUCUUAUUUCUAGGGAUGGUGGCCAGAGAGACGCAAGGACAGCAUAUCUGUCGUCAGACUCUCUUAAACGACAACUGCACUGGACCCACGUGCACAGAGCUGUGUGACAAGACAUGGGGUGGAACUGGCCAGUGUUACCGAACAGUUGACAAACGCUUUAUUUGCCUCUGCAAUUUUAUUUGCAAGACUUGA
Molecule: messenger RNA, 225 nt
Organism: Eruca vesicaria subsp. sativa (arugula)
Lineage: Eukaryota; Viridiplantae; Streptophyta; Magnoliopsida; Brassicales; Brassicaceae
Source: the annotation of a GenBank genome assembly